Messenger RNA from Galleria mellonella (greater wax moth), 1297 nucleotides. RefSeq lists its product as uncharacterized. Gene Ontology annotation, biological process: proteasome localization; nuclear protein quality control by the ubiquitin-proteasome system. The transcript has 3 exons. Lineage: Eukaryota; Metazoa; Arthropoda; Insecta; Lepidoptera; Pyralidae. Bases 212 to 1297 code for a protein of 361 amino acids. The record is from RefSeq and is a predicted model, not a curated record. Gene Ontology annotation, cellular component: nucleus.
AGCGAGGAGUGUACGUUUGGUUUCUAGUGUUCGUUUAUUAUUUUAAAUAUUAUCUACUGAUAUCGCGAUAAUAAUAACAAUAUUUGUGAGCAGUGACUGUGUUUGAGUGCGCGUAUUAAUUUCUAUUUGACAAUAAUUUUUUUCUCUUCCCCCGUUUGGGAAAAUCAUUAACGCGGUGAAGAUAGUUAACGGCUGAGAUUUCUUAAGAGCAAUGGAGAGAGCGAUAACACCAGAGAGCAAGCGCCGCGUUCGCGCAACCCUGGACGAGAUCUCCGCACGCCUGGAUCGCCUCCAUUCUGAGGUCUUAGUGCCGCUCUUGAAUGCGAGGGAUCGCAGGUCAACUUCCACGCCCAGCCAUCAGAGCCGGGCCUCCUCGCCCCGCAAUGAAACAGUUAACCAGCAGAGAGGUCGUGAAUGUCUUCAUAUCUCGAGGUCGCCGGAAAAUGAAUUAACAAGAAAUUCCACGACUGUCGACGACGUUGAAAUAUUUGGGUGGACCUCACCUCUUCCACCGCCGUCAACAAACUCGGUCUGCUUUUCUCCGCCCACUUCAACAGCCACUUCAGAAUCUAGCCCACGGAAACGCGUGCGCUCUGAAUCUAUUGAUUCAGACUGGACAUCAGAGGGGACAGACUUCAGUGAUACUAGUGAAUCGCAAGAUAUUAGCACAAAUUGGCAAAUUGACUCAACACCGCCAAAUAAAAAACCAAGACUGGAGAAAGCAAUAAAAUAUAAUGGACCUUUAGAUGUUGCCCUGAAAGAUUUGAGGCCGAAUCAACUGAUUGAUAUAAUUAAAUCUGUCAUGGACAAACAUCCAGACAUCGAGGACGAGGUCAGAACAAAUAUGCCGGCCCCAGACUUGUUGCCGCUCGAGGAAAGGUUUUUCCAUUUAAGAUGGAAUAUUGUGAAAUUGUUGUCAACACCGGGAAUGAAUUUUGAAUACGGUUCGCUGGCUUACUUUUACGCACGUAGCCACUUAGAAGCUUUCAACAAGUAUUUAGUGGAACAGGGGAAAGUCCUGUUGGAUUCUCAACAAUGGAAGUCUGUUAUUGAAUAUGUGUUGUUAGCCUGGAAAUAUGUUAGAGCUAUAUCUAUAUGUGAUCGUCACAUACAUAUUCCCUACAGAGCGCUGUGCUUCGAAAGGCUGUCUGCUUUUUGCAUGACGGCUCUCGAAAAAGGAUAUUUUGAUAGGGAUCUAUUGAUUGAUACUCAAUAUGAGCUACAACGCAUGAUUGUUGAUUGUGAAGACAUCGAAUCAUGUAUAGAGAAAAUUGAAGAAGAACUCUCGUAUUUGUGA